CGACAUUUCAACCUUCAACAUCACCGCUCUCGACAACGUCUGGCUCAACUCAGACAACAAUCACAGCAAUGGAGGGCUCUACUCCUCGAACACCGACCUCUCGCUCGUCUCGCCGCUCCAUCCCCAACCUCGCAAAUCUCAACAUCGCCCCUCUGUCCUCUGCACCCCUCGAGCCCUCCUCACCGUCUCCAACCGAUGCAGCCCUGACCUCGCCUCACACCUCGUACAUCCAACACAAAUCCGCCCCAAACACGCCCGGCGUGCUCUCCCUCUCCCAAUCCCGCGCCUCCUCCCACCACCGUCGACAUCCCAAGUACACUCACGCCGGCAACAGCUACUUCCCGACCGCACCUCCCUCGCCCACAGGUACGGGCACACUUACGGCGCCCAUAACCUCAUCCCAAUCCGCCAGCGCCCUCCACCAAGCCGGGCCCCUCGAUGCCCGCGGCCGCAUCAAAGCGCCCCAGUCGACACCUGCCACCGCGCAAGCCAGCAAACCCCCGAAAUCAGGCCACAAGCGCGCACACACCACCACCACCGCCGCCACGACCGUGAUAACGGCAGACUGGCUGCACCGCGCCGGCCUCGCCAUCGCCUCGCAGACGCGCGACCAGAAGGGCCAGACCUGGCUCGUGGCGCGUGAUAGCAGCACUGCUCUCGCCGUCGCGCCGUCGACUCCUGACGUCGACCACCAUCACCACCAUGCUGCUAGCUUGGAUCAAGCCCUGCUUGCACGCACCUCGCUGGACAGAGAGCCCGGCUCGGCGUGGAAUAGUCGCGCGGGCAGCCGUGCGCAGUCGGCGCUUAACAGUCGCCGUGGCAGUCGGGUCGCGAGCAGGGCCGAACUCGGCGGUGUUGGUGCUGGUGCUGGUAGCUGGGCAGGCGUGCCGAGCUAUGCAGCGAGCGGUGCGACGAGUCCGGUCAUGGGCCCGGACUUUGUCGAUCUUCCCGGCGAAGACACUGCCGAUGGGUACGGAUACGGGGCAGGGAAUGGGAGUAAUGGGGGCGAGGACGAGGAUGGCGAAGAGGUGGUGGCUAAGCUGACGCGCGAAGGUACGCUUGGGCUCGGCGGCUGGGUCGAUCGACUGGUGGGCUGGACGCUGUUCCGCGUGGCGGAGGACGGGGAGGACGACGAUGAUGAUGGAGAUGAAGAUGAAAAUGAAAAUGAUGAAGACAGGAGAACGAACGAGGCCGGGACGCGGAAUUUGAAGAUGGUUGAUGGCGAGGCGCUGCGGACAAGGACGGCAGAGCUGGAGGCGGCGAGACGGAGAAGGGAGCGGGAUCGGGAGGCCAUUAACGCAGCGAGUGCAAAGGCCGUCGGGACGGAAUUCGUCGUCGUCGACGAUGAUGACGUGGAUAAGAAGGCGGACGGGCAGAGUGCUGCGGAGGGCGGAUGGCAGGAUGCAGCCUGGCUGUUGAGUGUUGCGUCAAAGGUGCUUUUAUAGGGUUUGGGUGGGCAGGCAGGCACUUGGUUUGGAUGAUGAGGGUAAAUUGACUUGCUUUGCCUUUGGGGUCAGACAAGGACAUUUAAUGAUAAUAAUGAUAUGGUGUGAGAUUGUGAC
This is a messenger RNA of Pseudovirgaria hyperparasitica, 1562 nucleotides long. RefSeq lists its product as uncharacterized. NCBI's taxonomy places the organism in Eukaryota, Fungi, Ascomycota, Dothideomycetes, Acrospermales, Acrospermaceae. Bases 69 to 1445 code for a protein of 458 amino acids. The record is from RefSeq and is a predicted model, not a curated record. The transcript has a single exon.